AUGGAGAACCGGUCUUUCGAUCAUGUUUUGGGUUGGUUAAAGAAGACCCGUCCCGAUAUUGAUGGGCUUACCGGGUCUGAGUUCAACCAUGUGAACGCCUCCGACCCGGCUUCCCCCAAGCAUUACGUCACCGACAAUGCUAUCUUUGUCGACUCUGACCCCGGCCACUCGAUUCAAGCUAUCCGGGAACAGAUAUUCGGGUCCAACGACUCCACCGCGAACCCGGCUCCGAUGAACGGUUUUGUUCAGCAAGCUGAGAGUAUGGGCGUUGAAGGGAUGUCCAGGACGGUUAUGAGCGGGUUCAAGCCGGAGUUUGUGCCGGUUUACACCGAGUUAGCCAACGAGUUCGCCGUAUUUGACCGGUGGUUCGCUUCGGUGCCGGCGUCGACUCAGCCGAACCGGUUCUAUGUCCACUCGGCGACUUCACACGGAGCAUCUAGUAAUGUAAGGAAAGAUUUAAUUCAUGGGUUUCCGCAGAAAACUAUUUUCGAUUCAUUGGAGGAAAAUGACCUGAGCUUUGGGAUAUAUUAUCAAAAUAUCCCGGCUACGCUCUUCUUCAAGAGCUUGAGGAAGCUUAAAAAUACGGUUAAGUUUCAUAAUUAUGCUGUGAAGUUUAAAUUGCAUGCCAAAUUAGGGAAGCUUCCGAAUUAUGCAGUGAUAGAACAGAGGUAUUUUGAUGUUGAUCUGUUUCCGGCCAAUGAUGAUCAUCCUUCCCAUGAUGUGGCUUUGGGGCAAAAAUUUGUGAAGGAAGUGUACGAGACUUUGAGGGCAAGUCCUCAAUGGAAAGAAAUGGCCUUGUUGAUCACUUAUGAUGAGCAUGGCGGAUUUUUCGAUCACGUGCCUACACCAGUUGAAGGGGUGCCUAAUCCUGAUGGAAUUAUUGGGCCAGAUCCUUACUAUUUUGCUUUUGAUCGCUUGGGUGUUCGUGUGCCUUCAUUCUUGAUUUCACCAUGGGUUGAUAAACGAACUGUAAUUCAUGAGCCUAAUGGUCCAACCCCAACGUCUCAGUUCGAACACUCAUCGAUUCCUGCAACUGUGAAGAAACUCUUCAAUUUAAAAUCCAAUUUCUUGACCAAAAGGGAUGCAUGGGCUGGAACUUUUGAAAGUGUCUUCAAGCUGCGCAAGACUCCCCGUGACGAUUGUCCAGAGAAACUCCCGGAGGUGACAAAAACAUUGAGGGGAAGGGGACCAAGGGAAGAUGCUGUACUCUCCGAAUUUCAAGUCGAACUGAUCCAACUUGCAUCACAGCUUAACGGCGAUCAUGUUCUCAACGCCUACCCUGACAUCGGGAAAAGUAUGACUGUUGGUCAAGCUAAUCGCUACGCAGAGGAUGCAGUACAGAGGUUCUUGGAAGCAGGACGAGCUGCACUGAGAGCUGGGGCUAAUGAGUCGGCCAUUGUCACAAUGAGACCCGCCCUUACCACAAGAACUGUAACUGAAGACGUUGGUUACCUAGAAGCCUACUGA
Molecule: messenger RNA, 1467 nt
Organism: Oldenlandia corymbosa var. corymbosa
Lineage: Eukaryota; Viridiplantae; Streptophyta; Magnoliopsida; Gentianales; Rubiaceae
Source: the annotation of a GenBank genome assembly